Messenger RNA from Clunio marinus, 767 nucleotides. NCBI's taxonomy places the organism in Eukaryota, Metazoa, Arthropoda, Insecta, Diptera, Chironomidae. The record is from the annotation of a GenBank genome assembly.
AUUCAAGAAUUUACUUUCAGAGUGGUAAGGUCGGAACUUUAAAGUUGUUGAACUUACUUUUCUCUUAUUCUUAUCAUUUUCCUAUUGAAAUUUCGUUCAAGAAGAAAUUUUAUUUCUGUCAGUGAAAAUUUAUAACAAAAAAAAAUACCAAGGAAGGAAAAGUUUUGCUAUCUUAGCUUUGCUGAGAAAAAAAAAAGAAUUCUUUUGAAUAACAAUAAUGGUUUUGUCGAAAGCGAUUGCAACUUUUUCUCGAGCUCAGGUUCGUUGGAAUAGUCAAUUUCGACCUCCUAACCGAACAAAUGAUUUUCGAUACUUCAAGCUUAGUGCGUUGAAGCAACAUACAGCUGUUAUUCCACUCGUUGUUAUCAUCAGCACAGCCGUGCUUGCAACGAUCCAAAGGAAGCAUUGACGAGACAAUGGAUAUGAUGAAUCCAUAUAAGCAGAAGAUCUACAUUGAAAAUCAGAAAUACCAACCAAUGCCGGAAUUGGCAGAAGCUUUAAAAGCUAUCAGAGAAUAAAGCUCGACAAUUAUUAUUACUUACAGAGCUACUAAAUACAAAAAAUUAUAUUAGAAAUCAAAUCCUAUUCCAAAUUAUUAGAAUCAUUACACUUGGCUGAGCAAACGUCUGGAGAAGUAAACAGAUGAAUGUUUUAUAAUUUACUAAGAAAUGUGUAAUCUGAGAAGUGGACUUAUGUGGACUUUGGGCUUAGACAAAAUAAAAUAAACACUUUUUUGCUCUGCUUUUCACCUUCCAACUUAAUGUCAA